CUAUUCACUACUUAUGAAGGAUUACUUACAGUGUGAUUUAUAUGUUUAGUACAAAGCAGCCUCAGCACCAGCAGAAAUUGAACUCAGCAUUCGACCAAUACUGUUGGUGAAAGUGUUCGCUUUUCUCAAUGACAGUGUACAUAUUUCGCUUGGCAUAAGAGCGCAUGACAUGCAAAAUUUUGGCAGUUUCUCACGUUUGAUACUGAUCUUGUCCUUGGUCAACUUCCUCUCGCAGGUCAAUCGUUCCUCAGCAAAUAGCGAAGAAUUUGUGAGUGAUGAAGAGGAUCUGGUCAUACGUCUGAAUAAGAUAAAGGCGAAGGUAACGUUUUAUGGCCCAGACUCAAAAAUGACGUUCAAGUUGUCGGAUCUCAGCACCGAUACAUCGAAAGUGUCUUUAAACGCUGAUCAACCAUUCUACAUCAUUGUGCAUGGUUUCGGAUCUUUUCCGCGUUGGGUUCCAAAAGUUUGUGAGGCAUUGUUUGAAAGAAGCAGUGUUAGUGAGGGUCGAGGUCUACAGUCUCAUUUUAAAAUGGAAGCGUAUGUCAAGACAUUCGUCCGGACGCUGAUGCUGACUUGA
This is a messenger RNA of Soboliphyme baturini, 577 nucleotides long. NCBI's taxonomy places the organism in Eukaryota, Metazoa, Nematoda, Enoplea, Dioctophymatida, Soboliphymatidae. The record is from the annotation of a GenBank genome assembly.